CCUCGCGCUCACUUGACUCCUGCGCAUCCCUGAGCGGAGCCGUCGGUACAAAUUUAAAGGAGCACGAGACACGCAUGGUGCAUGUGAGGAGCUCAUUUUAUUUUUUUACGUGAACACGGUUAAAACGUGAGGUGUUUUUCAGAGCCAGGGAAGGACGGACCACGGCGGGGUCCAUCUUUGCCCGGGACACUAAACGGCUGACGUUUCAAGAAAGCUGCUCGAAAACUGCGGUAUAGUUCGAUACGACUUAUUUUGGAGUUUGUUGUGAUUUCGGUACACUUCUCCACACCGCGGACCACAGCCGUCGCAUUAGUUUGUACAAGCUGUCGAAUGUUGAAUUUUACGGCAGAGUGAAUUUACCCCCCUUGGAAGAGUCUCCCGUACUUCGGACCUGGGGUGCGCAGACGGUAGCGCUCGAGACCGAAGCCGGACAACGUGCACCUUCCUCCGUGUUGCCAUCGCCAUCGCCCAAGGAAUAUGUUGAUGAAGGAGUACCGCAUCUGCAUGCCUCUGUCCGUGGAGGAGUACCGGAUUGGCCAGCUGUAUAUGAUCAGUAAACACAGUCAUGAACAAAGUGAGCGUGGGGAGGGGGUGGAGGUGGUCCAGAACGAGCCGUACGAGGACCCUGAGCACGGAUCAGGCCAGUUCACCGAGAAGCGAAUCUACCUCAACAACAAACUGCCAAGCUGGGCCAGAGCCGUGGUCCCAAAAAUCUUUUAUGUCACAGAGAAGGCUUGGAACUAUUACCCCUACACUAUCACUGAGUACACGUGCUCCUUCCUGCCCAAGUUUUCCAUCCACAUAGAGACCAAGUACGAGGACAACAAAGGGAGCAAUAAUGAUAUCUUUUGCAGCGAGCCCAAAGACGAGGAAACAGAGGUGUGUUUCGUGGACAUCGUCUAUGAUGAGAUCCCCGAGCGCCACUACAAGGAGUCAGAGGACCUGCAUUAUUUUAAGUCAAAGAAGACUAACCGAGGCCUCCUGCAGGAGGGAUGGAUCAACAGCCAAGAGCCCAUCAUGUGCUCCUACAAACUGGUCACUGUCAAGUUUGAAGUCUGGGGCCUGCAAACACGCGUGGAGCAGUUUGUGCACAAGGUGAUUCGAGACGUCCUGCUGUUGGGACACAGGCAGGCCUUUGCCUGGGUGGAUGAGUGGAUUGACAUGACCAUGGAGGAAGUCCGAGAGUACGAGCGCGCCACGCAGGAAGCCACCAACCUGAAGAUCGGCAGCUUCCCCCCCGCCAUCUCCAUCUCAGAGACCCCGCUUCCCUCCAGCGCCCGCAGCGGCCCCAGCAGCGCCCCGACCACCCCCCUCUCCACAGAAGCCCCCGAGUUCCUGUCGGUGCCGAAGGAGCGCCCCAGGAAGAAGUCCGCCCCGGAGACCUUGACCCUGCCAGAUCCGGGCCGGAGGGACUCGCUCUUCAAGCUGCCCAGCUUCUUUUCCUGGAACUCCAGCCCGCAGCCGGAAUGAGGGCCGGGCCGCGCCACUGGUGAAGCCCCCCCCCCCGUUCGCCCUGUGGACCAGCGGAGGACGCCUGAGCAGCACGUCCCACAACAAGCCCCUCAGCCAGCUGAAGUGAAGCCGAGACUUUGCACCGCCCUGGCGAUCCAAGCCCCCUCAGCCGACUCGCCGACUGUUACAGCCAAAGCCUACAGCCUCCGACAGGCAGCCUGAUGUCCAUAGCAAAACGUCCCGCCAGGUGUAAAGGUACAGCGCGUCCAAUUGAGUCCAACAAAAGCAGCUGGAGACACAGCGCCAACCGUCAGACGCUAUCGUCAGAUUGAGUGUAGUGUACAUUCCUGAAACCGUUUUUAUCCCACAGAUUGUCACCCCCCUUGCUUGCGUUGGCGAGGUGUGUUGAGGUUCAGUCACCGCACAUCUUCUUUACAUGUACAGAGUUUGUUUUUUUCUGCCUCAGGCGUCGGAGUGUCUGGCUUUGUUAAAUGGACCUUGUGGUUUGGCGUUUCUAUUUAUGUGGUUAGGACUUUACGACCACUGUAUCCGUUAAGUGUUUUUACUGUCAGGUGUAAGGUGAUUGCGUAUUCUUGUAUAUAUAUUGUAUGAUCUAUAUCUAACCGUUAGUAAUUCAAACAGAAUAUCAUAUUUCCAGGGAGAUGCUGCUAUUAGAUUGUAAUUUAAAGAACAGGACUCUCUAUCGUCUUCAAGUGUUUAUUAUAGUGCGUCACUACAAUGCCUGUAAAUGGAGAAGUAAUUGCAUGAUUCUGCAGAGACUGAAUAAUAAAUGUUCUUUGUCCUCUUUACUAGCUCGGCCUCACACUUGAUGUUGUGUUAACGAGUUUUCACAGACUGAUCAUUUGGUUCUGCAUGUUGUUUUGCUGCUUAAUUCCUUUAAAUUGUAUUCAUUUUUUGUCAUACUGUUGAUGGGUUUUGUAUUCAGUAAAUUUAAUUAAAAUUCAAUACUGAUAUCUAUAA
Messenger RNA from Gasterosteus aculeatus aculeatus (three-spined stickleback), 2433 nucleotides. RefSeq names its product phosphatidylinositol transfer protein cytoplasmic 1a (gene pitpnc1a). Gene Ontology annotation, biological process: phospholipid transport. Gene Ontology annotation, cellular component: cytoplasm. NCBI's taxonomy places the organism in Eukaryota, Metazoa, Chordata, Actinopteri, Perciformes, Gasterosteidae. The record is from RefSeq and is a predicted model, not a curated record. Gene Ontology annotation, molecular function: phosphatidylinositol binding; phosphatidylinositol transfer activity.